Molecule: messenger RNA, 1371 nt
Organism: Aegilops tauschii subsp. strangulata
Lineage: Eukaryota; Viridiplantae; Streptophyta; Magnoliopsida; Poales; Poaceae
Source: RefSeq, a predicted model, not a curated record
AUGUGUCGAACAACCAGUCUCUUGCUCACUCUCAUCAGCAUAAGCAUCUUUCCAUUCUUCACAACUGGUUCACUACAGCCCCAGCAUGCUCAUGGCGCCGGCUGCAUCCCGGUCGAGAGGGCUGCCUUGCUCUCCUUCAAAGAGGGCAUUACAAGCAACAACACCAACCUCCUUGCCUCGUGGCAAGGACAUGAGUGCUGCCGGUGGAGAGGCGUCAGUUGCAGCAACCGAACAGGCCAUGUCAUCAAGCUUCACCUUCGAAAUCCGAAUGUGACGCUCGAUGCCUAUGGCUACUAUGAUACAUGUGCUGGUGCCAGUGCUUUGUUCGGCAAGAUAAGUCCCUCUCUGCUUUCCUUGAAGCGUCUAAAGCACCUCGACCUCAGCAUGAACUGUUUACUUGGGCCAAAUAGCCAAAUUCCUCAUUUACUGGGCUUCAUGGGGAACUUGAGAUACCUUAACCUCUCUGGCAUACCAUUUACCGGUACAGUGCCUUCUCAGCUUGGUAAUCUGUCUAAGUUGCAGUAUCUUGACCUUGGCCAAACUGGUGAAUUUUCAGAUUCAGAUAUGUACUCAACGGAUAUCACCUGGUUAACAAAGUUGUCUUUCCUGAAGUUCCUUAGAAUGAGGGGAAUAACACUAGAAGGGAUAGGUGACUGGCCUCAUACCCUGAAUAGGAUUCCAUCUCUGAGGGUUAUUGAUCUUUCCCUCUGUUCUCUUCAUAGUGCAAACCAAUCACUUCCACACCUUAAUCUCACAAAACUUGAGAAGCUUGACCUCUCCCUGAAUUACUUUGAGCACUCACUUGGAUCUGGCUGGUUUUGGAAAGCGAUAAGCCUCAAGUACCUCGCUCUUGGGCAUAACUCACUAUUCGGCCAGUUCCCUGACACACUAGGAAACAUGACGUCCCUUCAAGUCCUUGAUGUUUCCUAUAAUUGGAACCCCGACAUGAUGAUGAUAGGAAAGCUUCUUAAGAAUCUUUGUAGUUUGGAAAUCAUUGACCUCGAUGGUAAUGAGAUAAGUGGAGAGAUAGAAGUGCUGAUGGAGAGUUGGCCGCAAUGCACAUGGAAAAAUUUGCAGGAGUUGGAUUUAAGUAGCAACACUUUCACUGGAACUCUGCCAAACUUUCUUGGUGACUUCACCAGUUUGCGCACACUAAGCCUCUCUGGAAACAGCCUUGCUGGACCUAUACCACCACAGCUUGGGAAUUUGACAUGUCUAACCUCCCUUGAUCUCAGCAGCAAUCACUUCACUGGAAGUAUACCAGACGAGCUUGGGAAUUUGAGGAAGUAUACCAGCCGAGAUUGGGAAAUUGACGUAUUUGACUUCUUUGGACCUCUCCAGCAAUCAUCUCAAUGGAAGUGUACCCACUGA